Molecule: messenger RNA, 672 nt
Organism: Meloidogyne enterolobii
Lineage: Eukaryota; Metazoa; Nematoda; Chromadorea; Rhabditida; Meloidogynidae
Source: the annotation of a GenBank genome assembly
AUGGAUCAAAAUAUUUUGGUGGAUUUACAGAGGUUUGCGAGAGGUUAUCUACUUCGGAAACGUUUUCAGGAUUCUGUUAGAAAUGAAUUGAUUUGUAUUCACAACAAAAUUAGUAACAACAAUUUGCCCGACAAUAUAAAAUUACUCAAAAUUGGUUGUAUAUUAAACAACAAAAAUUAUUUUUGUGUUGAUUCUAACGAAAUUUAUUUAUUAUGCGAUAUUUUAUUUUCUUCAAUGAAGUCUUCUUCAAUUCAAAAAUCGUUUGCUUCUUUAUAUCUUUCAAGUAAACAUAUGGAUUCUGCAUGUAAAGCAACUUUUAGACUUUUUCAAAAAUUAAUUGAUGAGUUUGGAAAAUGCGAGGUCUCAAAGAUUUCCGAUUCUCGCAGAAUAGCUUCUCAAGCACCUCUAAUUUAUAUUUUUUGUAAUUGUUCAGAAGAAACUUGGCCAAUUUUAAAAGGAAAAGAAUCAAUUAUUCCAAUAAUAAAUUCUCUCUGUGCAAAACUACUUUACCCUUUAGCAACAAUAAAUUCUUUAAAUGUUUUUAAGAAAAUUAUUUUUGAUGCCCUAAAAGGAGAUAGAAUGUUGCUUGAUGAAAAAACAAUUGACCAAUUAUUUUUUAUCUCUAUCAGGUUUUUUGAACAUUUAAUUACGGGGGGUUUGAAUCAUCCUUAA